CAAAUCGCAUUGUACUCCGUAGGAAUUUUCAUUUAUUUUUUUAAUUUUCAUUAACAAAAAUGGGCAAAAUAAAUAAAAAUAACUUAAAAACAAAACUUUUAGAUACAAAAUCACCCAAACAAAAACUUAAUACAAAAGAAAAAUCAAAAGAUAACUCUACCAAUGAGCCAACAAAAGAUAAAAGUAAACUCAUUCUCAACAAGACAAUUACUCCCAAGAAAACCACCAGUAAAAAAGAAAAACAUCGUCAAAAACAUAAAAAUCUUAUGAAUAAAUUCACAUUAAUACGUAAACAACAGAAAGAGGAAAGAGCUCGUCAAAAUCGUCAGAAGACUGCUGUUAUUGGUGAUUUGAAGCCUUUAAAGGAUGCUUUACCCUCGCUAGAUGAUAUAUUCAAAUUAUCGAAAGAGAAAGAUCAACUGAAGACAGGUGUUAAGGAAUAUGAUCCAACUGAGGAAGAAGAUAAACAUUUAAGUGUCAAACAAAAGCUUAAGAAUAAAAAGGAAAAGUUCAUUAAACAGGUGAAAUCGUAUCAGGCAAUUUUGAAAGAUCCAGAAUUUAAGAAAAAUCCACGGGAAGCCAUUAGAUAUCAUAUACAGUAUACACAUGGAUUAAUAGAAGAAUAAAUAAGUGAAGUAAAAAAUAAGUAUAUUUUAAAAA
This is a messenger RNA of Lucilia cuprina (Australian sheep blowfly), 660 nucleotides long. Its product is annotated as ribosome biogenesis protein SLX9 homolog. The record is from RefSeq and is a predicted model, not a curated record. Gene Ontology annotation, cellular component: 90S preribosome; nucleolus; preribosome, small subunit precursor. NCBI's taxonomy places the organism in Eukaryota, Metazoa, Arthropoda, Insecta, Diptera, Calliphoridae. The transcript has a single exon. Gene Ontology annotation, biological process: maturation of SSU-rRNA from tricistronic rRNA transcript (SSU-rRNA, 5.8S rRNA, LSU-rRNA). The coding region runs from base 60 to 626 and encodes 188 amino acids.